Mya arenaria is the source of this 723-nucleotide messenger RNA. RefSeq names its product zinc finger protein 724-like. Gene Ontology annotation, molecular function: DNA-binding transcription factor activity, RNA polymerase II-specific; RNA polymerase II transcription regulatory region sequence-specific DNA binding. The transcript is spliced from 3 exons. Gene Ontology annotation, cellular component: nucleus. Gene Ontology annotation, biological process: regulation of transcription by RNA polymerase II. Lineage: Eukaryota; Metazoa; Mollusca; Bivalvia; Myida; Myidae. The record is from RefSeq and is a predicted model, not a curated record. The coding region runs from base 1 to 723 and encodes 240 amino acids.
AUGGGGCAGCAAUAUCGCCGACAUGAGUUAUGGGGCGGCUAUAACGCCGAAAGGAGGGGCAGUGAUGGUCAAAGAGUAGUAACAACACCGAAAGGAGGGAAAGUGAUGGCGAAGGGGCGAAAAACGCCGACAAUGGGUGUUAAAAACGCCGACAGGAGGGGAAGUAACGGCGAAGGGGCGAAAAAACGCCGACAAUGGGUGGUAAAAACGUCGAUAGGAGGGGGAGUAACGGCGAAUGGGCGGAAACUACGCCGAAAAUGGGUUGCAAAAACGCCGACAGGAGGGGAAGAAUCUGGAAAGGAGUUGAUGUGCCGUCACUGCGGAAAGUCGUAUAAAGGCAGAUCUGGGCUUUAUCAGCACGAGAAAAGCCAUGACGGAAAGGCGCCGUAUAGAUGCUGUGGAAAGCUUUUCUACAGCAAGUCGAAAGUUCAGAGGCACAGGGCUUCGGUACACGAUGGUCCCAAGUUGUUUUGCUGUGACACAUGUGGUCACAAAUUUGCCACUAACAGUGACCUGAAUCAGCACAAGGUCCAUCAUAGUGAACCAAAGUGGAAAUGUAACGAUUGUACCAAGACGUUUCGGUUGAAGUCGGCCCUAAUGGACCAUCUCUCCGCUCAUACGGGUGUAAAGAAACACCAAUGCACGUGUGGAAAAGCCUAUACAUACAGUCAGGGUUUAAGUAACCACAAGGCAAAGUGCCCUGUAGCAAAUCCAAAAAAAUAA